AAAUCCUGCAACUAUUAUUCAUAACCGCCACAACACUCUCCUCUUCAUCUCUCAACAACUUCUUUUUCACAAUGAAACUGGACACUGAAUUCAACCAACCAGAGCUUGACACGUGUCGCACCAUCGAAGUCGUUCAACCGCUGAUCAAGCAAUCCACCAUAGCCGCCGAUAAGCUCGAUUCUAACGGCGAGGAGCUUUUCACGCCGCCGUUAAACUUCUCCAUGGUGGAUAACGGAAUAUUCCGUUCUGGAUUCCCUGAUGCCGCUAAUUUCCCGUUUCUCAAAACCCUAGGCCUCCGUUCUAUUGUGUAUUUGUGCCCUGAACCGUAUCCGGAGCAUAAUAUGGAGUUUUUGAAGGCUAAUGGUAUUCGUUUGUUUCAGUUUGGAAUUGAAGGAACUAAGGAACCUUUCGUUAAUAUCCCCGAAGACACGAUUCGUGAAGCAUUGAAAGUGGUUCUUGAUGUAAGAAAUCACCCCUUGCUAAUUCAUUGCAAAAGAGGCAAGCACCGAACGGGUUGUCUAGUGGGAUGUUUGAGAAAGAUACAAAGAUGGUGUUUAACGUCGAUUUUUGACGAGUACCAGCGAUUUGCAGCUGCAAAAGCUAGACUUUCAGAUCAAAGGUUUAUGGAGCUUUUUGAUGCAUCCGGAUUUAAAGAUAUACCACCAUGUCCAUGUUCUUGUUCUAGGAGAUAAAAAAACGUGUCACUAAAGGGCGUUUUCGUCUUUUUCGUUUCCACAGAUUGGAAUAAACUGGAAUAGACGUUGAUUUCGCGGAAUAUGUUUAGCAGUUCAGGAAUGAUAUUUUCCAUUCCUUGAGGAUUACUUAAGCUGGUUUUUCUCGCUGUUAGGACUUUAGUAAAUUGUUAAUGUACCCGAUUUAAAAAGUUGAAAUUGUUGUUAAAGGCUUGUUUUUUGGUUAAAAGCUUGUUUUUUGGUUAUGAA
This is a messenger RNA of Helianthus annuus (common sunflower), 941 nucleotides long. RefSeq names its product tyrosine-protein phosphatase DSP1. The transcript has 5 exons. Gene Ontology annotation, molecular function: phosphatase activity. The record is from RefSeq and is a predicted model, not a curated record. The coding region runs from base 72 to 692 and encodes 206 amino acids. Gene Ontology annotation, cellular component: cytoplasm. Gene Ontology annotation, biological process: protein dephosphorylation. Lineage: Eukaryota; Viridiplantae; Streptophyta; Magnoliopsida; Asterales; Asteraceae.